Messenger RNA from Ananas comosus (pineapple), 4673 nucleotides. RefSeq names its product putative ABC transporter C family member 15. NCBI's taxonomy places the organism in Eukaryota, Viridiplantae, Streptophyta, Magnoliopsida, Poales, Bromeliaceae. Gene Ontology annotation, biological process: transmembrane transport. Gene Ontology annotation, molecular function: ATP binding; ATP hydrolysis activity; ABC-type transporter activity. The transcript has 11 exons. The coding region runs from base 141 to 4529 and encodes 1462 amino acids. Gene Ontology annotation, cellular component: plant-type vacuole; vacuolar membrane. The record is from RefSeq and is a predicted model, not a curated record.
ACCCCUCACUUUAUCUGUUCUCUCUCUCUAGUACUACUCUCCUCUCAAAGUGGCCCUCGUACUACUACUAUACAGUAGCCUUUCAAAUUGGUUCUUUUUAAUGCAACAGUUCACUGGUGAUUAAGUUUUUGGGUUUUAUCAUGUUCUCACACCCACAUAUAUUGUCAUUAGAGAUGUUAACAUUACUGGACUACAUUCACAUACUAGUGUUCUCAGUGUUGGUGACUUGGGUCCUCGUAGAAUUGCCGAGGAUUGCGCGAAAGGAUUGCCGCUCAAGAGCAGUAGAGGAUACAAAGGCCGCGAUCUUCGCGAAAGUCGCGGUGUCAUGUAACGCGUUAGUUUCGUUAUCUUAUCUGGGUUUCUGUGUUCAUGGGAUCUUGAAGCAGAAGACCAUUUCAUUGGCAGUAAUCUUGUUGGCAUUGUCAUGGAUUUUGGUGACCCUGUUUUCGCUUUACUGUAACAAGAAAGGUGCUGGAGUGCAUUCCACAUGGCCUUUAGUCCUUGUUUGUUGGUGGGUGUUCUGUACCUUGUGUAAAUUCCUAUUCAUCUGCUUCUAUCUGUAUCACCUUGUGGAAGGAGCAGCAUUGCCACCCAUUUUCCGCUCCGCGAGCGUCGUCGUCGUCGAGUUCGCGUCCUUCCCUUUAUCCGCCGUCGCCUGUUCCAUCGCUUUUCUGAUGAGUCCUUCGAAGACUAGUUCGGAGUUACGGCGGCCGCUGCUGUCGGAGGAAGGGAGUGGCAUUGCAGUGGAUGGCUUCUCCCCUGCCGGCUGGUGGAGCCGCCUCACAUUUCGGUGGCUGAAUCCGGUGUUCGAUAAAGGAAGGGCCGAAAGGCUCGAACUCCGGCACAUUCCGACAGUUCCCCUGUCGGAGACCGCGGAGAGAGCCUAUUCUUUGUUGCAGGAGUCUCUCCGGAGUGAAAAGCCCGAGCUUUUCUCACCGCUUCCACGAGCAAUUUUUCGCGCUGUUUGGAAACCUUUGGCCGUAAAUGCAAUCUUUGCAGGACUCAACACAAUUUGUUCCUACAUGGGUCCUCUCUUGAUCACCAACUUUGUGGAACUUCUCUCCGGUAAAGACCCGAAAAGGGGGCAUGGCUAUGGCUACAUGCUUGCCUGCCUCUUCUUCCUCGCGAAGACGGUGGAGUCGCUGUCGCAGCGGCAGUGGUACUUCGGAGCCCGUCGAAUCGGCUUUCGGAUGCGUGCGGCGCUGAUGGCGUCGAUCUACAACAAGUCUCUUCUGAUCAAGAGCUCGCACGCAGGCACGGCCACGGGGAAGAUCAUAAACUUCCUCGACGUCGACGUCGAAAGGAUCGGAGACUUCUUUUUGUACAUUCACGGCGCCUGGUUGCUUCCUUUCCAGAUUUGUCUUGCUCUAGUCAUUCUGUAUCGUAACCUCGGCGCCGCAGCCUCAUUCUCGGCAUUCUUGACCACCAUUGUAGUAAUGGUGAGCAACACCCCGCUGGCGAGUUCGCAAGAGAGCCUCCAUUCCAAGAUCAUGGAGGCGAAGGACGCGCGGAUCAAGGCGACAGCCGAGGGACUAAAGUGCAUGAGGAUCCUGAAGCUGCAUUCCUGGGAGGUUGCUUACUUGAACAAGCUUCUUCAGCUUAGAGAUGCUGAGAGGAAUUGGCUGAGGAGGUAUCUCUACACAUGCUCCGCCGUCGCCUUCCUCUUUUGGGCCUCGCCGACGCUGGUCUCCGUAGUAGCCUUCGGCGUCUGCGUAUUGGUGAAGAGGCCGCUAUCGUCUGGCACGGUUCUGUCGGCUCUCGCCACUUUUAGGAUUCUACAAGAACCCAUAUACAACCUCCCUGAACUAGUUUCGAUGCUGACGCAAACGAAAGUCUCGACAGAUCGAAUUCAGGAGUUCAUCAAAGGAGGAGAGAAACAGAAACAAAGAUACAGCCGCAGUGAGAAGGCUUCGAAAGUUGCAGUAGAGAUCGAGCCCGGAGAGUACAGCUGGCAGGCCAAUUCAGACUUGAAGAGGCCGACCGUCAAGAUCGACGAGAAGAUAACUAUCACGAGAGGGCAGAAGGUGGCGGUCUGCGGGCCAGUCGGGUCAGGAAAGUCGAGCUUACUUUGCAGCAUCAUCGGGGAGAUUCCGCGAGUGAGUGGUGCCGAAAGUAAGGUGUUCGGGUCGAGGGCCUACGUGCCGCAGGUCGCGUGGAUUCAGACGGGGACGGUGCGCGAGAAUGUGCUGUUCGGGAAGGUGCUGGAGAGGGGAUUGUAUGAGCAAGUGCUUGAGGGAUGUGCACUGGAUAAGGAUGUGGGCAUGUGGGCUAAAGGGGACCUGGUUGUGGUGGGGGAGAGGGGGGUGAAUCUGAGUGGGGGGCAGAAGCAGAGGAUCCAACUAGCCAGAGCAGUGUAUGGUGAUUCUGAUGUUCUUCUCUUGGAUGACCCUUUCAGUGCUGUGGAUGCACACACUGGAUCACACCUCUUUAAGGAAUGCCUAAUGGGGCUAAUGUCUAGUAAGACUGUCAUUUAUGUUACUCAUCAACUCGAGUUCUUGCGCGAAGCAGAUCUUGUUUUGGUAAUGAGAGAGGGAAGGAUCGUCCAGUCGGGUAAGUACGAAGAUCUUAUAGCCGAUAACGACGGAGAGCUCGUGCGACAAAUGGCUGCGCAUAGCCACUCUUUGGGUCAAGUCACUUCACCGAACGACUGCGUCUCUUUUACGAGAAAACAUGAGAAGCAGCAAAUGGAGCUCAAAGAAUCAACUCGGACCAACCAAAUCAGGUGUUCAGAGCUACUUUCUGAUACGACGGGCGAGGAAGAACGGGAAAACGGACGAGUUAAAUGGAAAGUGUACCGCACAUUUGUGACUUCGGCGUAUAGAGGAGCUCUUGUUCCAGUUAUUCUACUUUGCCAGGUCCUGUUCCAGGCAUUGCAGAUGGGUAGUAAUUAUUGGAUUGCUUGGGCUACUGAGGAGGAACACGGAAUUACGAAAGAGAAGCUGAUAGGAAUCUUCGUUCUGAUGUCGGUCGGAAGCUCCGUAUUUAUAUUAGGAAGGGCAGUUCUGCUAGCAACAAUCGCCAUCGAAACAGCGCAGCAGCUCUUCCUAAGCAUGACAAGAUGUAUUUUUCGCGCGCCCAUCUCCUUUUUUGACUCCACACCCUCAAGUCGAAUCCUCAAUAGGUCGUCAACAGAUCAGAGCACAGUCGAUACGGACAUCCCUUACAGGUUGGCAGGACUGGUAUUUGCGCUUGUUCAGCUCCUGAGCAUCAUUAUUCUUAUGUCUCAAGUCGCGUGGCCUGUGUUCAUUCUUUUUAUCAUUGUUCUCACAAUCUCCAUAUGGUAUCAGAAUUACUACAUCUGCGCUGCUCGAGAACUGGCGAGAAUGGCAGGCAUCAGAAAGGCUCCAAUCCUCCACCAUUUCUCGGAAUCUGUCGCAGGAGCCGCAACCAUUCGCUGCUUCAAUCAAGAAGAUAGAUUUGUUGCGAAGAACCUCAAGUUAAUAGACGACUACUCUCGCGUCACCUUCCACAAUUCCGCGACCAUGGAGUGGCUAAGCGUCCGCAUCAACUUCCUCUUUAACCUCGUCUUCUUUCUUCUCCUCAUCAUUCUAGUCUCGAUACCGAGGAAUUCUGUCGAUCCUAGCCUCGCGGGGCUCGCGGCGACCUACGGACUGAAUCUAAAUGUGCUACAGGCCUGGGUGAUAUGGAACCUGUGUAAUGUAGAGAACAAGAUGAUAUCCGUAGAGAGGAUUCUUCAACUAUCUAACAUACCAAGUGAGGCUCCACUAGUUAUCGAGGAUUGCCGACCUGCGGAACAGUGGCCUAAAUAUGGAACAAUUGAGCUUGAUAAUCUCCAUGUUCAGUACAGUCCUAGCCUUCCCAUGGUUCUCAAAGGUAUAAGUUGCACCUUCCCCGCGGAGAAGAAAAUUGGAGUGGUUGGUAGAACAGGUAGCGGCAAAUCCACACUGAUACAAACUCUAUUCAGAGUGGUAGAGCCGACAGAAGGAAGGAUACUGAUCGACAGGACGGACAUUACGCGACUAGGUUUGCAUGAUUUGAGGUCCAAGUUGAGCAUAAUACCCCAAGAACCAACACUCUUUCAAGGAACUCUGAGAACUAACCUGGAUCCCCUACAGCAGCACUCUGAUUUGGAAAUCUGGGAGGUUCUGCGGAAGUGCCGUCUCGAUGAAAUAGUGAAGGAAGAUAAGAGCUUGCUGGAUGCGCCAGUUGUAGAAGAUGGGGAGAACUGGAGUGUGGGGCAGAGACAGCUUGUGUGCUUGGCAAGGGUGUUGCUAAUGAAGAGGAAGAUUCUCGUGCUGGACGAAGCUACCGCCUCUGUAGACGCUGUGACUGACAAUCUCAUUCAGAGCACCAUACGACGUGAGACGAAUAAUUGCACGGUCAUCACCGUCGCGCACCGCAUACCCACUGUCAUCGACAGCGACCUUGUUCUCGUACUCGAGGAUGGGAGAAUCUUGGAGUUCGAUUCUCCUUCUCACCUACUUGGAGAUAAAACAUCAGCUUUUUUGAGGCUAGUAAUGGAGUUUAUCGGAAGGUCAAAAUGUGAUCAUCAAUCGGAACUUACAUGAAAAGUAACAGAGGCAGGAGAUUGUUUCCAUAGCUGUGAAUAUCAUUCUAUGAGUUAGUCAAUGAUAAACAUGUAUACAGUCGCGCUAACAUCGUACAAAAGUCUUGUAAUUCAAGUAACAAGUUAAUUACAUCUGAUUUUUGAA